Molecule: messenger RNA, 1355 nt
Organism: Coffea eugenioides
Lineage: Eukaryota; Viridiplantae; Streptophyta; Magnoliopsida; Gentianales; Rubiaceae
Product: ribosomal RNA small subunit methyltransferase G
Exons: 7
Coding region: 13-888 (291 amino acids)
Biological process (GO): rRNA processing
Cellular component (GO): cytosol; cytoplasm
Molecular function (GO): rRNA (guanine-N7-)-methyltransferase activity
Source: RefSeq, a predicted model, not a curated record
UAGCGCGCCAAAAUGCUGCUUUGGCGAAGCAGAGUAUCAACCGUCAAGUCUCCUUUUUCUCUGGGGACUUUCGUCAAACACCUUCCAGCUUCAAAUCCAAGUCCAAACCCAAGUCCCUACACAUUCAAAUUCAGCCCCAGUGGAAAACCGCAGUCCAUAUUCACCACUCCAGCCCUGCCCAAAUCCCAUUUCCAGGCCUUAACUCAGAAGCAACAACAACAAGUCCAUCUCUACAUCCACUCCCUCCUCGAAUGGAACCAGAAGAUGAACCUCACUGCUGUUAGAGGGCAAAAUGAGGUAAUGGAAAGGCAUGUGGAGGAUUCACUGGCCAUUUUAGAGCCUAUAAAGACCUCUUAUCUCUCCCGUUGUGGGACUUCUUGCGAAAACCUGAAUCUUAUUGACGUCGGUAGCGGGGCGGGCCUUCCAGGAAUAAUUCUUGCUAUUGCUUGCCCUGGCUGGAAAGUUACCCUUUUGGAGUCUAUGAAUAAGCGUUGUGUUUUCUUGGAGCAUGCGGUUGGCGUCACCGGUCUGUCAAAUGUGCAAGUUAUAAGAGAAAGAGCUGAGAACCUGGGACACAAUCCUGGGUUCAGAGAGGCGUUUGACGUUGCUGUAGCCAGAGCAGUUGCAGAAAUGAGAGUUUUAGCUGAGUAUUGUCUUCCUCUAGUACGUGUGAGUGGAUUGUUUGUAGCAGCAAAGGGCCAUAACCCUCAGGAGGAAGUCAAAAGUGCAAAGAGAGCUGUUAAUUUGCUGGGUGCUUCAGUAUUGCAAACAUGCAAUGUGGAAUCGAAAAGCAAGUAUGGACACAGAACUGCAAUCAUUUGUCUAAAAGAUGGCACCACACCCAAAAAAUACCCACGUGAUCCAGAUUUUAUUGAUUGGCAUAAUUAAGACCCCGACUUUUCCUGGAUGAAAAUAACGAAGAGUGGAGACGUCACUGCCACUUAUCUCCUCAUUCUCUUUCCUCCCUGACAUAAGAAGUGCCUCACUAUAGCAGUGCAAGCAAAAGUUUUUGUGAACUUGUUGAUUAACUUCAAUUCAACAGUCUAUCUCUAGCUCCCCCAGCCAAACCAACUAUUCCCCUCCCUUUCUGAAUAUGUGCAUGCUCACGCCAAACUGGCUUCCAUCUGUACGUCCAUAGAGAAACACAUGUAUGCAUACCUGUAUACAUGGAUAUUUAUCUAUGUUCAUCUGUAUGUGUAGCAUAAAAGUAGAUAAAGAAGCUUAAGGUCUUGUUUGGAUUGCUAUUUUUUGGAUUUUUUGUUGAAAAAUAUAUUGUGGCUAAGUCUAUAGUUGUCCUGCUAAGUCUAAGAAAAAAAUAUCUAUAUUUUUUUAUAGGCCUAAGUCUAUAGUUUUCC